Molecule: messenger RNA, 1632 nt
Organism: Penicillium daleae
Lineage: Eukaryota; Fungi; Ascomycota; Eurotiomycetes; Eurotiales; Aspergillaceae
Product: MFS general substrate transporter
Exons: 1
Coding region: 1-1632 (543 amino acids)
Biological process (GO): transmembrane transport
Cellular component (GO): membrane
Molecular function (GO): transmembrane transporter activity
Source: RefSeq, a predicted model, not a curated record
AUGACCAAUGACUAUUCGGACGUUACAGCCUGUCCCGAUACGAUAACUCUGACUGAAUUGGUAUCUGUACCACAGCCUGCCUCGUCAACGGGACGGUCAGCUAUGAAAGAAACUUUCUCAAUCGUGUCGGCUGAGCAAGCCGAACCUGUAUCAGAUGUCUCCAGAAGUCGAGCGAUUGUGAUUAUUGCAUGUAUUACUUGUAUCACAGGAAUUGGAAACCUGUUAGCAGGACUCUUGACCGUAGGGAUUCCUGUGAUCGCAACAGAUUUGGACAUUCCCCCGACGCAACAACUUUGGCCCACCGCAGCCUUUGCGCUUGCAUGCGGUUGCACACUACUCCCAUGUGGUGCAGCUGCCGAUAUUGUUGGCCCUCGUCGUGUGAGUCUACUUGGUGGGCUGUUUCAGGCCGCUAGCGCUUUAGGCGCUGGCCUGGCCACUACCCCAGUGCAGCUUAUUUUGCUGCGGGCUACGGCAGGUCUAGCUGCAUCCUGCUGUUUACCCGGAGCCGUUGGGGUCGCAGCAAAACUCUUUCCUGUCAACAAUAGCCCUCGCCGCCGCAGCAUCGCCUUUGCAGCCAUGGGAGGCGGCCAAGCUGUCGGUUUUGGGUUGGGCUUAGUGCUAGGGGGCAUAUUUUCAGACACUGUCGGUUGGCGAUGGGGCUUCUAUGUUACCGCGAUCCUCAACGGUGCGGUUCUAGCUCUUGCGCUGUGGGUGUUGCCACGGGAUAUUGAUGGUGGCCCAUUUAAUCGGUCGUCGUUCUCACGUCUCGCUCGUGAAGUUGACUGGAUCGGUGCAUUGCUCAUUAGCACCUGCCUUGCCCUUCUUUCAUACGAGCUGGCUGUGGCCACGGGAUCAAGUGCUGAAGGGAGCAUACGUCAACCUCUACAUAUUACCAUACUAUGUACAGCAAUAGUACUCUUGCCUGCCUUUGUUCUGUGGAUGCAUCGACAGGCUCGCCUCGGUCGCCCAGCGUUGAUUCCAAACUCGAUGUGGACCAACCUGCCUUUUGCAGCAAUCUGCGUUACUGUUUUCUUGGUCUGGGGUACCUUGAACGCAAGCGAACAGCUCACCGCACUAUACCUACAGGACGUCCGUGGUGCCUCUGCUUUUACCUCGUCCUUGUACUUUUUACCUGCGCCAGUUUGUGGACUAUUAAUGAACAUCGCCAUCGGCGGCUUACUACCAUAUUUACGGCCCUCGUUUGCCGUACCCGCAGGUUGUCUUGUCAGCGGCAUUGCGCCAUUACUGUUGGCCACCCUCUCUCAUCUUGAUGGGCCCGGGUAUUGGCAUGGUAUAUUCCAAGCCAUGGCCCUUAAUCCACUAGGUGCGGAUCUGAUAUAUACAAUUGCAAACCUGGUGAUGACGGCAGCGUUUCCAAGCCAGACGCAGGCCCUGGCAGGAAGUGUCUUUAACAUGCUUGCUCAGAUUGGGAAAAGUGUCGGUAUCGCAACCUCCGCAUUAAUUGCGCGCCAGAUAACAACAGCGCACUCAGAUUUUAUGGGCCAGAAAGAGGCGCUAUUACUUGGUUAUCGAGGCGGUUGGUGGUAUAAUUGUGCACUGAGCUUUCUUUCAGUGGCUAUCAGUUUCUAUGGGUUGAAAGGCCUAGGGAAGCUCGAGAUAAAAAGGGAUUAG